Molecule: messenger RNA, 1056 nt
Organism: Schizosaccharomyces cryophilus OY26
Lineage: Eukaryota; Fungi; Ascomycota; Schizosaccharomycetes; Schizosaccharomycetales; Schizosaccharomycetaceae
Product: RNF family protein
Exons: 2
Coding region: 1-1056 (351 amino acids)
Source: RefSeq, a predicted model, not a curated record
AUGUCUAAUUAUUCCAUUAUAUUAUGUACAUUAGCUUCCAUAAGUUAUGUCAUAUUGCUUGAAGUCAUUGCUCUUGAUUUUGGGAUUUUAGACAACAUCUUCUCUCCCAAACGAUUUGCUGCUAGCACAGAUGUUGCUCUGCAACUUCCAGCACGAAAUGUGACACUUUGGGCAAGGCAGGCUAGUUUCGGUAAGAGGUUAACUAAUAGCUCUUACACGACGAAGAUUCAACUCUCCUUACCCUCCAAUUUCCAAGAAGAUAUGACAGGCUGCUCUGACGUACAGAUGAAACAUGAGCAAUUAAACUGGUCUGACUUCGUGAAAAAACAGGAACAGGAUGAUACUGAUGACGACACGCUCUGCUUUCUUAUGGUUCAACGAGGGAAGUGUACAUUCUUUGAAAAAGCCCUUCAUGCUCAACGUUUAGGAUAUAAAGGAAUUGUAGUAGGUGAUAACAGAAAACAAUCUUCUUCACAUCUACAAUACAUGGUAGGACCAGGAAAGGAAGACUCAAAGGUCUCAAUUCCAUCGCUAUUUAUUUCUACCGCUUCCUUUAACAUUCUGUAUUCUGAUAUACUCUAUUCCGAAAACCGCUCUCUCGUAGUCUAUGCCAAACCGGAGGAACUCAGUGACAUGUUUUGGCCCUUCCUUCUAUGUUUUUCUCCUUCCAUUAUAAUGCUUGCAACUGUCCAAGCACUUGCUAUUCGUCGUGUCAUCCGUACUUACAAAAGUCGUUCUAAAACCAAAGAAUUUAUCCAAAACUUACCGUCAAGGACGAUUUCUCGAGAAGGCUUCUACGAGGACGAGGAAGACAUUGAAAAUGAUAUCCCAGAUAGAGAAUCGGUUCCUCUAAUGGAUGAAUCUUCUCGGCGUGCUGCCUAUGGCGUCGAAUGCGUCAUUUGCCUUGAAGCUUUUAACCGCGGCGAUAAAGUUAUUGCUUUGCCUUGUAAGCAUGAAUUCCACCGUAAUUGCAUUUCUAAAUGGGUUGUGGAUUACAGACAUACCUGCCCUACUUGUAAUGCUAUCGUGCCUUUCGCUGGUUCCCCUUCCGAGUGA